Messenger RNA from Botrytis cinerea B05.10, 1427 nucleotides. RefSeq lists its product as hypothetical. The record is from RefSeq and is a predicted model, not a curated record. Bases 240 to 1262 code for a protein of 340 amino acids. Lineage: Eukaryota; Fungi; Ascomycota; Leotiomycetes; Helotiales; Sclerotiniaceae. The transcript is spliced from 2 exons.
GGCGUAGUUGUAUUCCUUCGCUUCCCAAAUAAAGUAUUGGAGGUGAAUUUUGAAUGUGAAAUAAUUUAUAUAAGAAGCCCUCGUCGUUCAGCUUGAGAUAAUACCAUUGUGUCAAUCCUUUUCUUUCCAUAUCAUAAAGCUAGCUAGGCUUCACUCGCCUGUUUGUCGUACACUUUUCAUAUCAUAACCUUUUCCCUGGAAACUCCAUCCUACGUAGCACUAGUUGCGAACUUUCCAACAUGGCCUCUCCCUCCGGCAAGAAUGUGCACUUCGUGGGGAGUAUCUGUCUCCCUGACACGCCAACUGUUUACCGUACACUCAGUGCUACAUUUCCCACCCAAUUAAAGCGUAUCCCGGAUGGUGAACCUGGUAACCGAGGGAACUUCGUCCUCUGGCAAAGAAGCGUGUUCUAUAGAUACCCUUAUCUAGUCCGCUCUUUAUAUUUCUCCCUUGCCAAGGAUCCAGGCCCAAUUCCCAUUUCUCCCGAGAAGAUCCAACUCAUGCCUAUUGGAUAUGAUGAUGCUGCCAUAGACUCGUAUGCUACUUUUUGUAGACUUCGGGAUGGUGGUGUCAUACCGAACGGGGUGAAAUUCCAAGUUUCACUUCCUACACCCAUCAAUGUUCUUCACGUAGCAAUCGAGCCAGCAUAUCAAGAAGCAGUUGAACCAGUUUAUACAAAGGCUUUACUGAAAGCUGUUCGUCGUAUUCAAGAUGAGAUUCCCGCAGAAGAUUUGGCUCUACAAUGGGACGUUGCUGUGGAGUUUGCAUUUCUGGAAGGAGUUGUGUUGCCUCCACUACACUGGAUCAUGGCCUUAAAAGACAGUAUUGUCAAUCGUGUCCUCGAAUUAGCAGAUGCUAUAGACCCAUCCGUCGAACUCGGCUUCCAUUUCUGCUACGGUGAUCUUGGACAUCAACACUUCACGCAACCGAAAGACAUGAGCUUAUUAGUCGAUGUUGCGAAUCGAGUCUUGACUGGAACAAGAAGGAGAAGACCGGUUAAUUGGAUUCACAUGCCUGUACCAAAAGAUCGGAUUGAUCGAGGGUACUUUGAACCAUUGAAAAACUUGGAGAAGAAUGAUACAGAGUUGUAUUUGGGAGUCUUACAUCAGGAUGACCUUGAGGGGACGAAAUUAAGAAUUAAAUCUGCGAGUGAAGUUGUUGCAGAUUUUGGUAUCGCGACAGAGUGCGGUCUAGGUCGCGCGGAUGCAAGAGAGUUGGAGAGUGUCUUGGAAAUUGCCAAGAAGAUUACGGAAGAAAUGUAGAAAAGAAUGAAAGAGUGUAAUAGACGCGAGGACCAUUAAGAGGUGAUUGUUUUGGUACUUCAGCGUUUGCAUCUUGUCAACAUCUAGUUGAUACCCAUAGCAGGCUUGACUUCAAACACAGCCUCUUUCAUUGCCUGACCAUCAAUAGAUUUCAAUCUCUGGUCA